CCUAACCUAUUUCAUUCAAUUUAAAUUGAAUCGAGUUAUGUUAUUAUUAUUUAGUAUUAUUUUGAACGCGAAACGAGUGUGUUGUAUAUCUUUUCUUGGUUGAACAUUAUGGUUGAAUCGUAUUUGAAAAUUUUCUUGACUUCAUGUCUCUUGAUUCUACCGUUAUUGUAUAAAACUAGUCAUGUUUUUAGAUAUUACGCGAAGUUUUCUAUUUAUAUUUUAUUUUGCACAAUAAAUGCUGUUUAUCUUACACCUUUUUUCUGCUUGAGACCAAGGCAUAUUAGAAAUUUCUUAAUAGCAUCUCGACUAUGUAGCCCUGUCCGUUUAUUACUAGGAGUAAAAUACGAAUUGAGAAAUACACACUAUAUUGCAAAAGAUGAAGCUUUUAUCGUUGUCUCAAAUCAUCAAAGCAUAUUAGAUGUUUUAGGAAUGUUCCAUAUGUGGCCAAUUAUGCAGAAAUGUACCGUAAUUGCCCGAAAAGAAGUUUUCUACGUAUGGCCCUUCGGAUUAGGAGCGUGGUUAGCAGGGCUGGUUUUCAUUCCCAGAACCGACGUCGAGAAAUCCAAAGAAAUCAUGACAGAAACUUGUCAAAUGAUUAAGGACAAAAAGGCCAAACUUUGGAUAUACCCUGAAGGUAAACGAUACUCGGAUGGACAGAUACAUCCCUUCAAAAAAGGUGCCUUCCACUUAGCAAUAAGUGCACAAUUACCUAUAUUACCUGUGGUUUUUAAUCAGUAUACCUUCUUAAACCAUGAAAAGAAAAGUUUCGACCAAGGGACAGUCAUUAUGACCGUGCUACCCCCUAUACCAACUUGCGGAAAGACUUUGGAUGACUUGGACAGCAUUCUCAACGAAACACAUCAGAAAAUGAGUACCACUUUUCAUGAAAUAAAUAAAGAAUGUGAAAAAUCUAAAAAAUUCUAAUGUUGUAUAGAUUUUACUGUUAUGUAUUAUUUUGUUAUCGUUUAUAAUUUUUUAGAACUUCGUAUUCCCCAAGUAUUUUUUUUCUCUUCUGGAGAAUAUAUAUUAUGAUGGUUUUAAUUUUCAUAGUGCACAUACCACUAUUAUCCCAAACAGUAUUGUUGCAGUAAGAGUCAACUUCAGUAUUUUGAUAAACAGUUAUUAUUUUAAUUUUAUUUGAAUGUAUAUUCAUUCUAGGAUAUGUUUAUUUUGUUGUUCAAGCCAAAGAUUAGUUCAAAUUUACAGACAAGAAUAUAAAUAAACAUUGAAAUAUAUUUUAAUGGUUUAGGUCAGACUUUUUUAAUUUUGUCUCUCCAUAAUUAUUGAUCAAAUAGUUUGAAUUUGUAAGUGUGAAAUGUGUGGAAAGUGUUGUAAUUUGCCUAUAUUUUGAUAUUCUCACUUUUUGAAUUCAAUAAAUAUCCAUGGAAUACAA
Coccinella septempunctata (seven-spotted ladybird) is the source of this 1393-nucleotide messenger RNA. RefSeq names its product 1-acyl-sn-glycerol-3-phosphate acyltransferase alpha-like. NCBI's taxonomy places the organism in Eukaryota, Metazoa, Arthropoda, Insecta, Coleoptera, Coccinellidae. Gene Ontology annotation, molecular function: 1-acylglycerol-3-phosphate O-acyltransferase activity. The transcript has 5 exons. The coding region runs from base 109 to 924 and encodes 271 amino acids. Gene Ontology annotation, biological process: phosphatidic acid biosynthetic process. The record is from RefSeq and is a predicted model, not a curated record. Gene Ontology annotation, cellular component: membrane; endoplasmic reticulum.